AAAAAGAAGUCAUAUUAUAGCAUUUCAAUAAGAAUUUAGAGUUGUCGGAAGUUAUCAGGAUUAUUGAAAAGAUGCAUAGACAUUAUCAGCCGAUAACGCCGGCCAACAAUAAAUUAUUAAAGAAAAGAUGGGACCAGAGCAGAUUCGAUAUUCACCGAAAAAAGGUAAUGCAAGCUAAACCUGUAAUAGAUAACCGAGCUCCAGAAACUUACAUGCAUUUGCAUCUAAAACUGAAAAAGCUGCAGAUGGAGGAAGAAAGACUAGCUAUGGUAGAAAGGGAUAAUCGUAUUUUGAUGGAGAAGAUGAGUUACACUAUGAGAACGAAAGGACGCGUUGAUAUGUGGAAUUGCUAUGAACAGAAAAGUUUGAAUAAGACAAAAAGACAGAGAGAAUUACUGAGAGUCACGCACGAAAAUCAGGCAAUUUUGAAACGAAUAUCUUCCAAAGAACCGCAUUACAAUCAUUUAGUUUGGGAAGAUGAGUGGCGAAUGAAUCAAGGUUACAUGGCAAACAUAGCUAAAUAUCCACAGGAUUGGGGUUACACAAAAAAUUCUCUCAGGUAUUCGUCACAACCACAAUCGUAUCACCCCAUAGGCACAGGCAGCCAACGUACGACAAGAAGCACGCAAGACAGCACCGAUGCAAGAAACACUUGAAAAAUAAUUUGUUCGUUUCAUUGUUUUUUUUUAUUCAUUCACAAUAUACAUAAUAUCAUCCUGA
Styela clava is the source of this 720-nucleotide messenger RNA. RefSeq names its product sperm axonemal maintenance protein CFAP97D1-like. The record is from RefSeq and is a predicted model, not a curated record. Lineage: Eukaryota; Metazoa; Chordata; Ascidiacea; Stolidobranchia; Styelidae.